GCUUUAUCGUGGACGAAUGUCUAGUGUAGAAGCGCUGAGCUGACAAACGCGACCUCAGUGGCGUAACGUGCGGAAAAAAAAAGAGAGAAAGAAGAGCUUGUCCCGCAUCAAACUUGUAUACCAAGUCCGUUCGAAAACACUAAACCAGAUUGCUAAAAGAAAAAUAUAACUGAAGGGAAAGCUAAAGAGAUCAGGCAAACUCACGUCCCUGGCCCAAAGCAACACUUUCGUUUUCCUUUCUCAUCUUGUUUAUCCAGUUCGUCUAGUCCUCUCCUUCGGGUGAACACGCCAAACAACUGAACUUUGUAUGCACUUAGACUUUGUUGUACGGGAAAAAUGGGCAACGCACAUGUCGGUCACGGUGGCAACAGCAAGAAAACGGCCGUCAAAGAUGCAGUAAAAAACGAUGACGAAAUCGUUACUGCAAUCCAAGAGUCAACACCGUUUCCGGCUGCCAAAACGGCAAUGGCUUCCGUUGCCGAGUUGACGGACCUUCAAAAGACGUUGCUUCAAGAGAGCUGGAAACGUCUUGAAAUGGACAUUGCCCAAGUUGGAAUCAUCGUGUUUAUCAAUUUGUUCGAAAGCCAUCCGGACAUGCAGUCAGUCUUCUUGCCGUUCACUGGCCUCGUCCUUGAUGAUUUAAAGAAAAGCAAGCUACUCUCGGAACACGCUCUCAGAGUCAUGGGUGCUGUGCAACGGGCCGUCCACCGUUUGGAGGAACCCGAAAAGUUACACGCCUUCCUGUCCGACUUGGGUCGCAGGCAUGAUAAAAACGGAGCUAAAUUGGAGUACAUUGACUACAUCGGGCCACAGUUCUUGUCUGCCAUUCGACCAAUAUUGGGAGGGGAUUGGACAGCAGAAACGGAAAAAGCGUGGACGUUGUUACUCGGCUACAUGAUCGCCACGAUGAAACAGGCUCUACUGGAAGCGCGUAAUGCUUCCGCUUCAGAGGGUUUGAAACCGAUGGCACUGCCUCCGUCGUCAUCUUCGUCUUCAACAGCAGCCAUGGAUGAUUGAUAUUUUUUUUCUUCUUCUUCUCUUACACAUGUGCUAAAAAAACAACUAGCCAAAAAAGAGGGAAGAGGAUAGAGUCAUUUCGUCUCAUUAAAAGCAUCAAUUUAGGAAAAAAAUUACAAAAGGGCGUACAAAGCGGAUAGGAAGUGGGAGACAUAAUCUGAAGACAAAGAAAUGGAGAGCGCAUGGGCGUAGGAUUCGUUGCUAACGAUGUCGUGCAAUUGACACGUUCAUGUUUGAAAUCCUGAGACUACUCGGGAACAAGUUCAAUGUUUCGUAAUCUUCAAUUCCGUCAUACUCCUUCAUAGCUCAAAAAGACAAAAAAAAAAAAAAAAAAAAGGAAUGGAAAAUUUCACUAUAUUGUGAUAUUAAUAAGGGCUAGCUUAUAGAAUGUUUGAAGCAAAUGUUUUAACCUUUGGUAUUCUGUGUAUGGUGUUAAUGUAUUUACGGUUUCAUUGAUGUAUUUUAUUUUGUUUUCUCUCACCUAUUACGCUUAUUAUUGGAAACAGCAAACGUAUAUUUGUAACGUUUACACCUAUUUUGGCCUGCUCUUAAUUCUGUUGAAACAGAGAAAAAUUAAAUGAAUUAUACGUAA
Daphnia magna is the source of this 1609-nucleotide messenger RNA. Its product is annotated as neuroglobin. The coding region runs from base 337 to 1017 and encodes 226 amino acids. The transcript has 6 exons. Gene Ontology annotation, molecular function: heme binding; oxygen binding. Lineage: Eukaryota; Metazoa; Arthropoda; Branchiopoda; Diplostraca; Daphniidae. The record is from RefSeq and is a predicted model, not a curated record.